AUGGGUAAUACCUUAGUUUACGAACAUGCAACCACACUCGACGUCUCCUCUGAAACCGGCGCACCCCAAAGUGAGCAGUCAGUGUUCAGUGAACUCCAAGCCAAUGAAUCUCUGCCACAAAACGAAGCCGAGUCACUCUUAACUGAAUCUGGGAAGGAUAUAUAUAGCGAUUAUGACACAUGUUUCGGUGUUGUGCUGGCAGUACCCACAUCUUCCUUUUCACAAAAGGAUACAGCUCACUCUAUACCUAUAAAUCUAAAGCCAUUUGGAGGUACUCUAAUGAUUUACGAGCAGGACUCUAAUGCAUACGCCGGUAUCUUAAACAAUUGUCAGCUUGUAAAUGCAUUUCGUCAAAUUCGCCUUAAAACGGAUGCCACGCUCUUCAUCUCCGAGAAAAGGGGCCUUAGAGGGAUAAAUAAACGUAAAAUGAAGAAAAAUGCCCCCAUCAAAGCAACCCGAGACUACAGCAUACGAAUUGUAAUUUAUGGUCUGAGGAGUGAUAAGGAAGCUGCUGGAGACCUUCUUUCAGAUGUUGGUUGCUUUCUACAGCAUCCUUAUGCUGCGGAAGUCAUACCUGGAGUUCAAUAUGACAACCCCCAUUACCUUAUUCGCCCUGACGCUGAAAUGCCGAAACUUGAGAAUUUGAGCCUAGACGCCUUAGAUGAUGAUCCUACCCAUACUGAGAUAAGAGAUGAAGUGAACAAAGGUUAUUUUCUACAAAUUAUUGAAUCCGCCGGAGCGGAUGGGGGAGCAGUAACAGGGGUGAAUACGUCAUCAAGUCCACGGCUUCGCACACAACUUAUGGGACAUCAGAUUAUGGCGCUGGCGAUGAUGCAUGAAAAGGAAAGCGGCCACAUUGAAGAGCCGAUGUUCCCAUCGCUUUGGAGAAAAGAAGUUGUUAAGAAUAGCAAAAAAGUGUAUUAUCGUCAUACAGUCACGGGGUCACUUGAGCCCAGGCCCAUCCCAGCUAUGGGAGGAAUACUUGCUGACGAUAUGGGCCUUGGAAAAACCCUAAGCGUGUUGGCGCUGAUCUGUUCCUCUUUGGAUCUUAACCCUACAGUGAUAGAUCAAGACCAGAAAGCAAGACACCAGGGAACACUUAUUAUUGCACCAAAGUCAACUAUAUAUAGUUGGAUGGACCAGGCCUCAGAACAUAUCCAUGAAGGACAGAUACGAAUAAAGGUAUAUCACGGCUCCGGUCGAGAGAGCCUUGCCAGCCAAUUUUGCAACACUGAUGUUGUCGUCACUACAUAUGAAACGCUUCGCUCUGAGUGGGAAGCCUCAGAAGGGAUACGUCCUCUUUUCUCCUGGAAAUGGCUUCGAGUUAUUUUGGAUGAAGGUGAGCAAAUUCUUGUGUAUAUCUAG
Molecule: messenger RNA, 1365 nt
Organism: Daldinia childiae
Lineage: Eukaryota; Fungi; Ascomycota; Sordariomycetes; Xylariales; Hypoxylaceae
Product: putative SWI/SNF-related matrix-associated actin-dependent regulator of chromatin subfamily A member 3-like 1
Exons: 7
Coding region: 1-1365 (454 amino acids)
Molecular function (GO): ATP binding; ATP-dependent chromatin remodeler activity
Source: RefSeq, a predicted model, not a curated record